Messenger RNA from Antrostomus carolinensis (chuck-will's-widow), 1350 nucleotides. It is a transcript of the gene CSNK1E, whose product is annotated as casein kinase 1 epsilon. Bases 14 to 1264 code for a protein of 416 amino acids. Gene Ontology annotation, molecular function: ATP binding; protein kinase activity. NCBI's taxonomy places the organism in Eukaryota, Metazoa, Chordata, Aves, Caprimulgiformes, Caprimulgidae. The record is from RefSeq and is a predicted model, not a curated record. The transcript has 10 exons. Gene Ontology annotation, biological process: protein phosphorylation.
GCACGACUGAACCAUGGAGCUUCGAGUGGGGAACAAAUACCGACUGGGCAGAAAGAUUGGCAGUGGUUCAUUUGGAGACAUUUACCUAGGAGCCAAUAUUGCGACUGGUGAAGAGGUGGCCAUCAAACUGGAAUGUGUCAAAACCAAGCAUCCCCAGCUCCACAUUGAAAGCAAGUUCUACAAGAUGAUGCAGGGAGGAGUGGGUAUCCCCUCCAUUAAGUGGUGUGGAGCAGAGGGGGACUAUAAUGUGAUGGUGAUGGAGCUCUUGGGGCCCAGCCUGGAAGAUCUCUUCAACUUCUGUUCCCGCAAAUUUAGUCUCAAGACAGUUCUGCUCCUGGCAGACCAGAUGAUCAGUCGUAUUGAGUACAUCCAUUCCAAGAACUUCAUCCACCGGGAUGUGAAGCCAGAUAACUUCCUUAUGGGCCUUGGCAAAAAAGGCAACCUAGUAUACAUCAUUGAUUUUGGUUUGGCCAAGAAGUACCGAGACGCCCGGACCCACCAGCACAUCCCUUACCGGGAAAACAAGAAUCUGACUGGCACAGCCCGUUAUGCCUCUAUCAACACCCACCUGGGAAUUGAACAAAGUCGCCGUGAUGACCUGGAAAGCCUGGGCUACGUGCUCAUGUAUUUCAACCUGGGCUCCCUGCCGUGGCAGGGCCUCAAGGCUGCCACCAAGCGCCAAAAGUACGAGAGGAUCAGCGAGAAAAAGAUGUCCACGCCCAUUGAGGUGCUCUGCAAAGGGUACCCUUCUGAGUUCUCAACAUACCUCAACUUCUGCCGCUCACUGAGGUUUGAUGACAAACCUGACUACUCGUACCUGCGGCAGCUCUUCCGCAACCUCUUCCACCGCCAAGGCUUCUCCUACGACUACGUCUUUGACUGGAACAUGCUUAAAUUUGGAGCAGCCCGGAACCCCGAGGACAUGGAUCGGGAGCGGCGAGAGCACGAGCGAGAAGAGAGGAUGGGGCAACUCCGGGGGUCAGCCACACGAGCACUGCCCCCCGGCCCUCCUGCUGGAGCCACUGCCAACCGUCUUCGCAAUGUCACCGAGCCCAUGGCCUCUACCCCCACCUCCCGAAUCCAACAGUCUGGAAACACGUCCCCCAGAGCAAUCUCAAGAGUGGACAGGGAGCGGAAGGUCAGCAUGAGGUUACACCGAGGAGCUCCUGCCAACGUCUCCUCAUCUGACCUCACAGGGCGGCAAGAAGUGUCACGGAUUUCAGCAUCACAGACAAGUGUGCCAUUUGAUCACCUUGGGAAGUGAGGAGCAAUUGCCACUGGACCAGUGUUUGCUUAGUGUCUUCACUGUAUUUUUCUUUUAAAAAACAAAAAAAACCCCAAAAACAAAAA